UAAUGAGUGACAAAAAAUAGUUAAUAAAAAAUGUUUGCUUCAAAUCCAAGUUAUACAAAAUUAAAAACAAAUUUACGAUUAGCAAUAAAUCGAUUAAAGUUAUUAGGUAAGAAAAAAUCAGAGCUUGCUCAAAAAUCACGCAAAGAAAUUGCUGAAUAUAUUGCAAAUGGUAAAAUUGAACGUGCUAAAAUUCGUGUAGAAUGUAUUAUCAGGGAAGACUAUCUUGUGGAAGCAAUGGAAUUACUUGAAAUGUAUUGCGACUUAUUAGUUGCAAGAUUUGGUUUGUUAACUCAAAUGAAAGAAUUGGAUGAGGGGCUUGCUGAGUCAGUUUCUAGUAUAUUAUGGGUUGCACCUCGAUUACAAGCCGAUGUGCCUGAAAUGAAAAUUAUAUCCGAUUUAUUAACACAUAAAUAUGGUAAACAAUAUGCAGAGGCUUGUCGCAGUGAUAGUAUUGCAACAAUCAGUGAUAAAUUACGCCAUAAAAUGUCUGUACAAAGCCCACCAAAAUUAUUAGUUGAAAAAUAUUUGAUUGAAAUUGCUAAAAACUAUAGUAUUCCAUACGAACCUGAUCCAGAAGUGAUGAAAGGAGAACGUGGCGUCGAUGCAUUGUUAGAUAUUGGUGAACGAAAUGACACUAAUAACUUAGGUGGUGGUGGUGGUGGUAUGCCACAACCACCUGGAUUUAUAGGAUUUCCACAACCACCACUAUUACCAGUAAAUUCUGGAAUGGGAGGAGGCUAUACACCUUUUAAUUAUCCAAAUCCGUCUCCAUCAAAUAGUGGUGGUUUUGUCGUACCCCAUUCAAAACCAUCAACACCAAGUGCUCCAAAAGUACCAUAUGGUGCUCCGUUAUCGUAUAACAUACCACCGGGAGCUGAAACAAAGGAUUUAAACACGAAUUUCAUGUUGGAUUUUGAUGACGAUAUUCCGCCCCCUUCUUAUGAUUCUGUAUCACCAGAUGAAAAUCAACAAAAUAUAAAUAAAAAUGUGCCCUAUGGUAAACCUAAGCCACAACCACGGUCUAAAAUGCCACCACCAAGUGAUUACCCUGAAUUACCAGAAUUACCUAAUGUACCAUCUGAUAAUUUAUCAACUAAUAAAGAAGACGAUAUUGAUUUUGAUGAUCUGGCUAGAAGAUUUGAAGAACUUAAAAAGAAAAAAUAAAUAUUGGAAAAAUGGAUUUGCUGUAGAAAAAAUUGUGCUUAAUUAAUUAUAUAUUAUUAUAACAUUUUUUUAAUAUUCAGG
This is a messenger RNA of Chrysoperla carnea, 1245 nucleotides long. It is a transcript of the gene Ist1, whose product is annotated as IST1 homolog. Lineage: Eukaryota; Metazoa; Arthropoda; Insecta; Neuroptera; Chrysopidae. The record is from RefSeq and is a predicted model, not a curated record. Bases 31 to 1164 code for a protein of 377 amino acids. Gene Ontology annotation, biological process: protein transport. The transcript has 6 exons.